Paecilomyces variotii is the source of this 4940-nucleotide messenger RNA. Its product is annotated as translation initiation factor 4F, ribosome/mRNA-bridging subunit. Gene Ontology annotation, cellular component: eukaryotic translation initiation factor 4F complex. Lineage: Eukaryota; Fungi; Ascomycota; Eurotiomycetes; Eurotiales; Thermoascaceae. The record is from RefSeq and is a predicted model, not a curated record. The coding region runs from base 426 to 4844 and encodes 1472 amino acids. The transcript has 6 exons. Gene Ontology annotation, molecular function: protein binding; mRNA binding; translation initiation factor activity.
UCUGUAUCAUAUCUGUGUGUGGUUUCUUUUUUGGAUUCUGUCACUUGUCGUGGUGAGGGAUUCACAGCCACUCCUUUGGCGAGCGAAGUGCCUGUUUUGGCGCUCCGACGAGAGUCCACAAUUUUUUUCUUCCUUUUGGGAACUUCGUUUUUCUUCACCCACCAAACCCUCUCAACCUCCCCGUUGACCUCCCACCACCACCACUCGAGUUUGUGGUGAUUACCCCCUGGAGGUCGUAUUAUUUCCAUUUCCCCGUCGAGUUGCAUCUCGCUGUGGUUCGUUUUGGUUCCCCGAUCCCGUUUUGUCAAACUGGAUCCUGGAACGUGUGAACCCCCAUCGCUUCUUUUUUUUUUCGCGACCUGACAUCACAACCCAUCAUCCAACCUACCACUCACCGUUGAAGUGAUCGCAACACCACCUGUCUAAUGACAUCGAUCUCUCAGAAGCCGGGCCUUCAACCUCAGGGACAGAGCAACACCAACCAGGCUGCCUCUCAAGCGCACUCUGCCUCGCCCUCUGUCAGUGGGAAGUCGUCGCCCCUGGCACCUGUGCCGGCGCCUGCAUCGUCUACGGGCAACAGGACCUACGCCAGCGCCACCAAGAAAGCCGCCGAUUCUACCGGCGCUCAACAUGGAAAAUCGCCCUCUAUCUCUCCAGUGAACGGCAGACCCAUGCAGCAAUCUCAGUCAUCGGGAGUGACCAUCGUCAAUGGUGCUCCCGCCCAGCAACCGCCCCAGGGCGACCAUUCCCGAAAGCCCUCGGUGACCAUCAGCUCUGCUGGCACAACCGGCUAUAUCCCCAACGGUGGUUCGGCCCCAAGCCGUCCUAACAACAUCCAGUUUGGUGCGUUGGACCAGCCGGGCGCGAGCUCUCCCAAUAUGGGAAACCCUGCCGCGUUGGCAAACCAGUCGCCCGGAAACCUGGGCGUUGCGCCCUCGAUGAACCCCCGAAUCACUUCUCCGCAGACAUCCCCAUCCCCGAUUCCUCAGCCUGCCUCAAGUGGCGGCAGGCCGCCAUCGACGUAUCAGUCUCAGGGCAAUCCGAUGAACUUUGGAAGCUUUGGAGAGUCGGGAGAUGCCAAUAUGCGUUCUACACCGCAAGGACCUCUGGGACCUGGUCCCCAGCCGAGUCACCUGCGCCGCGAAUCCUCCCAGUCGGCUCAUAGCGACAUGAGCAACCACAUGGCUGGCGGUCCCGCUGGCCCUGGACGUGGUGGCUACCCUCACCAGGGCGGCAGAGGCCGCGGAUACUCACAAUCCGGCUAUCAGGGACAGAUGCCGUACUCGCCAGGCCCCAGCUUCCGAGCGACGCCUAACCAACCUAGAGGUGGACCGAAUAUGGGACCCCAGUUCCAUGGACAUAACCAAGGACGCCCUCUCGCUCCUCCGUUCCCGAAUUCGCCGCAGGCAAACCGCAGCCCUGCCCUUGCGAACUCGCAUCCUGUUACUCCCCAGAUGAAUCAAGUACCCAUGGCGCACCCGCAGAUGCAACCCCAGCAUUACGGAUACCAGCAACAUAUGGGACCCCAAGCUGGCUAUCCUCAUGCGUACGACCCUAAUUAUGGGUACUACAACGCCGCAUACGGCAUGCAGCCGAUGCAGUACAUGACCCCUCCGUCGCCUCAGCCCCGUCCCGGCAUGCCAUACAACCCCCAGGCACCGUACAUGCAGAACCAGUAUCCCGCUGCGGUCCCCGCUGCUGCGGGAGCGACACCGUUGUCGCGUACCCCGUCGCAGAUGUCCAAUGACCGACCCGGUUCCAGCCUUGGUCAAGGAGCCCCAGCUGGUCCUCCUGGCCCUGGCCAUGCUCACAGUACCAGCAGGACAUCCAACAGCCCCGCUCCCCCGAAGAACCACUUCAUCAUCCCUCCUACGAAGAAGAGCCCUCUGGUCAUCAAGGAUCCCGGUAGCGGUGCCGUCAAGACCUUCGAGAAACAGCCAGCUUCCCCCGCUCGUGGCACUCCUUCCCCGGUCAAGAUCUCCACGCCUCCUCCCCGCACUGGAAGCGCUGCCGACAAUGGCAAAUCUGAGCCUAGACAGAAGACCGAUGAGGAGAAGAAGCAAGAGCUCAAGGAGGCUGUCCGUCAGCGAAUUGAGCAAGAGGAGGCCGAGCAGCGUAAGAGGAAGGAAGAAGAGGAAGCUCGCAAGGCAAUGGAAGAGCUUUCGCUAAAGGAGAAGGAGGAGAAGGAGAAGGCCGAGAAAGAAAAGGCCGAAAAGGAGCAGGCCGAGAAGGAGAAGGCCGAGAAGGAGAAAGCUGAGAAAGAGGCUGCUGAAAAAGAGAAGGCUGAAAAGGAAGCUGCCGCCGCCAAGGAGGCCGAAGAAGCCAAGUCUCGUGCUGAAGAGCAGAAGAAGGCUGAAGAGUCCAAGAAGGCUGAGGAGAAGCCUGCUGAUGACGAUGAGAUCGAUUACGAUGCCAUCGAGCGCGAAUUGGCCGAGAUCGAGGCCAAAGAAGCUGCAGCAGAGGCCGACUACUACAGGAAGAAGCAGGCCGAGAAGGAGGAGAAGGAGCGCAAGGAGAAAGAGGAGCUUGAGGCGUACGAGCGUAACAUGAAGCAAGCUGAGCGCGAUGCUGAAGCUGCUGAGGAGGCCCGCAUGAAGAGACUGGAGGCUGGUGAUGACUCCUCAAAGAAGGAGGCCUUUGCCUCUCUCGCGAAGCGUGGCGAGUCAACUCCCGGUUCUGAGACGCCUGCUGACAGCGGGGCUGCUACUCCUGCCUCUGAAGCCUCCAUGGGACCGCCGGCGAAGCCUAGCGGACUCAAGCGCGACAAGCCUGCUGCGCUUAAGCUGGAGACCACCAAGGCUGUUGAGCCGCCUCAGCCCAGUGCUGCCAUGAAAUCGCUGCAGACUGCUCGCUUCCUUGAGGACCCUAGCAAGGUCAGCUAUCCUGCCUCAGUUGUGUCUCCCAAUCCGGCUUUGAACGCCAACGCUCCGGCGGACCGGAAAUUCAAGUACAACAAGGAGUUCCUGCUGCAGUUCCAGGAUGUCUUCAAGGAGAAGCCAUCUAUCGACUGGGACGCCCGUGUCCGCGAGACGGUUGGUGAUAGUGGCGACUCACGCCCGCAGUCCGCUCGUACGCCGUCGAUGGGUGGACGCAACACCUCUCGUCCUGGGAUCCCGCAGAACUUCCAGAUGGGCACCUUCGGACAGAUGCCUGGUUCGCGCCAGUCUCUGCCCCCUGGAACUACGUCGGAGCAGCGCCUUGCACUGUCGAACGCAGCUCGUUCUUCCAUGGGCGGCAACCCAUUCGGCUCCUUCGGUCGCCCUGGUCUGGGCAUGGGUGCUCCUUCUAUGAGCCGCUCUGCAUCAUCCUCCUUGCACGGUGGCCUUCCGCAGUCGCCUCGUAUGUCCAGCCGCGGUGGUACUCGUUCGGACAGCAAGCGCAGCAAGCAGGCUUCCAGGAAGGAAGAGGAAGCCAACAAGGCUAUGCCUCCUGUUUCUCAAAAGGAGUUCAAGGCCCUCACAUCUUCCACCGGCUGGAAGCCGCGCAGUGUGGGCCAGGCUGCUGCUGCCGCCGGUCCUGCUCCUGGCGGAGACGGCCUUAUGCCUCCGGAUGUGGUACAGCGCAAGGUUAAGGCCAAUCUGAACAAGAUGACGCCUGAGAACUUCGACCGUAUCUCAGGCCAGAUCCUCGAGAUUGUUUCUCAGUCCAAGGAGGAAACUGACGGCCGAACACUUCGCCAAGUUAUCCAGCUUCUUUUCGAGAAGGCCACCGAUGAGGCUCACUGGGCGCCUAUGUACGCCAAGUUCGCGAAGCGCAUGCUGGAGAGCAUGAGCCCCGAGAUCAAGGAUGAAAGCAUUCGUGACAAAAUGGGCAACGUCGUCGCUGGUGGUAGCUUGUUCAGAAAGUACCUCCUCAACCGUUGUCAGGAAGAGUUCGAGCGUGGUUGGAAGGUCAACCUGCCGCCGAAGCCCGAAGGUACCACCGAAGAGAUGGCCAUGAUGUCGGACGAGUACUACAUCGCUGCUGCUGCCAAGCGUCGUGGUCUUGGUCUGGUCAAAUUCAUUGGUGAGCUGUACAAGCUCGGCAUGUUGACGGAGCGUAUCAUGCACGAGUGUGUCAAGAAGCUGGUUGACUACGAGGGUAUCCCUGAGGAGGCCGAGGUUGAGAGUUUGGCCAGCCUGCUCCGUACCAUUGGUGCUAGUCUGGACGCCUCUGACAAGGGACGAACGAUGAUGGAUGCCUACUUCGGCCGUAUCAAUAUGAUGAUGGAGACCCCUGGUCUGCCUAGCAGACUGAGGUUCAUGCUGCUGGACAUUGUCGAUCUUCGUAAUGCUCGUUGGCAGUCCAAGGAUGCCGACAAGGGCCCCAAGACGAUCCAGGAGAUUCGUGAAGAGGCCAUGCGUCAACAGCAGGAACAAGAAAUGGAACGAAUUCGCCAGCAAUCAAACAGAGGUGGCCGUCCCACACUCGGUCGUGGUGAUGCUCGUGGGUUCUCUAGCGACUUCAGGAACCAGGCGCCGCCUCCAGACUAUGCUUCCAGUAAGGUCGGAAGCGACGAUCUCCGCAGACUCAAGACGACGAGGAAUACCAACCAACCCAUGUCGUUCGGACCCUCCAGCAUGUUCGGCUCUCGCAGCAGCAGCGGCCGCAAGAACCUGGGCCCUGGUGGCAAUCUGGUUCGCGGCAGCGAUGACAGCGCAGCCAGCAGCCGGGCUGGAACGCCCCCCGCAAAGAAGGAAGACAAGGAGGCUGCAUCCUCUAUUAAUGCGUUCAGCGCCCUGGCCAGCUUGGAAGACCGUGACAACAUGGCUACAUCUCCUCCAUCCAACCCAACCUCUCCCCAACUGACGAAGUCACGACCCGCCGUGAAGUCCCCCGCUAAGGAGGGCGAAGGUACGGCAUAGACGCUGAACUACAUUUCCUAUUACAUUCUUCCGGAAGACAAGAUUUUUUUUUAAAGGGGAGGCUCCCUAGAGCUCAUGCCGGCGUGGGUUAGAACA